UUGUUGCUGAGAGGCAGAUUCCUUAAAAGCUUAUGUGUUCGAGACAAAUCUGUAGCUGUGCAGUCUGUAGAUCCAUACUUAGCUUUCCAUUGCAUUAAUGAUACGAAACUGCUCAAUCCAUUGCAUUAAUGAUACGAAACUGCUCAAUCUCAAAGCGACACGUGGGAUUGGAUUCAUCAUCUUCAGAGGAACCAAAUUUGUCUCGGACAGCCACGGGUUUACCAUCUAGAAAAGACUCUGGUAUGGGAUCUUUGUAAAGUCCAGUCGGGUCGAACUCCCAUUUGGAUUCAAACCAUUCGAGGAUCUGCCGGAUCAAUAUCCAUUAACUACCAGCGCAUGUUACCAACAACUACCCUGCUUAACUCGAGCCUUGUGCGUGCUACACCGUAAGAUUUUAAAAGAAAAAAGGAGUAAAAAGAAAGCCCUAAGAUUUUGCUCUUGACAGCGAGAGCCAUGGCUGCAGCUCUUUCUCAUUCACAGGCUCGCUUUCUAAUAUUCUUCCAUCAAAAUCCACCGAUUGCUCCUCAAACCCUGAGAUUACAGACGUCGGAGACUCAGAAGAGCACAUAUUCGCCCCCGAGAUUCCGGGCAGUCCGAUGCUCAGCGAAACCGAACGAGCAAAUUACCCUCAGAACUUGCAAGAAUUGCAAGACCCAAUUUGACCCGGCCCUCAAUAACCCUCGCGCUUGCCGCUUCCACACCGCUCACUUUGGUGGAGAAACAAAGAGGAAGUUUGAAAGUGUGUACGCAGGAGGUACCAUGGAUACUCCCAACUCCGGCAAAGUUGUUCAAUACUGGCAUUGUUGUGGGUCUGAAGAUCCCUUUGACCCUGGAUGCACUGCGUCUCCUCAUUCCUCCUAUGAUGACUGAUGAAGUUGACAGUCUUUCACAACUUAAUUAAGAUCUGAUGACACAAAAAUCGAAGGGUUUUGCUGUCCGAUACAAGGUGUUUCUUUUGGUAUUUGGAGUCCCUAGCCUUAAGAUAUCUUUGAUAAAAGCUUACGCCGGCGGCUAUAUCAUUCGGCUCUUUGAUUAUUGAUAUGCAUCGAAACUUUGCCAUGUGGCAAUAUUACAAUCGUCACCUGGUUAUGCAGCGACACGAUCUGGAUGCCACAUUCUUAGUAUAAUAAUAAGUGCUCACAUGUAUAUACCUGGUAAUACGGCAUGCAUUGUGCUAGACACGUACAAACUACAACAAAUAAUAGAUUAAUAACACCAACUUGUUAGUUGUUAUAA
Carya illinoinensis is the source of this 1236-nucleotide messenger RNA. RefSeq lists its product as uncharacterized. Lineage: Eukaryota; Viridiplantae; Streptophyta; Magnoliopsida; Fagales; Juglandaceae. The coding region runs from base 454 to 870 and encodes 138 amino acids. The transcript is spliced from 3 exons. The record is from RefSeq and is a predicted model, not a curated record.